CUGCUGAGGGGAGGGAGCGGAGAGACGCAGGUUUCGGCUUACAGCGCAUACCACACUAACGAGAGCAAAAUACAGUAAAAUACUGUCGACCCGGCCGUCUGGAACUACAGGGGACUAAACCUUCAACUAAAGACAACUUCGGAUUUUCUCGGAGGGCACCUUUGAGAGCUGAUUUUGGAUUGUAAAAUGAGUUUUUUUGCCUUGUAAUGUGGGAAUGCUUUCUCCUCUUUUCCGUGGUAUGUGGAUCUGGGAGCGACCAUGUUAAUAGGUAGCUGAUAAAAGGAGAAGCCGGCUGUUCUAUCCCAGCCAGAAGAGGACACAGGAUAGAAACUGAUAGAGCAACUAAGAGUUGGAGUGGGACACAUCACUACCAGCAAAGAAAUCAGGAUGAAAGUUCCUCUGUACCACUGACAAGCAGAACUGGAAUGAUCUCUUGACCCUUUUCCUGGAAGUGACCAAGUUAGCGAUGAGAGGGGGGAUAUAAUGGCCAAAAACAAGGAUGCACGGCCCCCGACAUUCGCUGUCAGUGUGGUCGGCCUCUCGGGGACGGAGAAAGAGAAGGGAAAUUGUGGCGUAGGCAAGUCCUGCCUAUGUAACAGAUAUGUGCGUCCUAAUGCGGAUGGUUAUUACACAGAGCACACCUCAGUGCUGAGCACAAUAGACUUUGGGGGACGUGUGGUAAACAAUGACCACUUCCUUUACUGGGGGGAUGUGUCCCAUAGAGGGGACGAUGGGCUGGACUGUAAAAUCCAAGUCAUUGAACAAACAGAGUUCAUUGAUGACCAGACGUUCCUUCCGCAUCGGAGUACAAAUUUGCAGCCCUACACCAAAAGGGCAGCAGCUACUAAGCUCCAAUCGGCAGAGAAGCUGAUGUACAUCUGCACCGAUCAGCUGGGCCUGGAGCAGGACUUUGACCAGAAACAGAUGCCUGAUGGGAAGCUGAACAUUGAUGGGUUUUUGCUUUGCAUCGAUGUUAGCAAAGGUUGUAAUAGGAAGUUUGAUGACCAAAUGAAGUUCAUCAACAGCCUCUACUCCCAAAUAGUUAAGACGAAGAAGCCUAUUGUUGUUGCUGCCACAAAAUGUGAUGAGUGUGUAGACCAGCACCUGAGGGACCUGCAGGCUUUUGUUGCCAGCAAGAAAAACCUGUUGCUAAUUGAGACGUCAGCACGCUCCAAUGUCAAUGCAGAGCUCUGCUUCAAUGCCCUCAUCCAGCAGUUGGAUAAAACGAGGGGGAAGCCAAAAACUGUGCCAUACCUGGAGGCCUAUAAAAUCCAACGGCAGCUUGUUGCCUCAGUGUCGGAUAGAUUUGAAAAAUUGAUGGUUCACUCGGUCAGAGAUUACCACACCACAUGGAAAGGUGUUGUCAACAAUAUGAAAGGCCAACCAGACUAUGAUGACUUCAUCACCUUGGAGGGCUCCAGGAAAGCACGUAACAUGUUCACAAAGCACAUAAGUCAAUUGAAGCAGGAGCACAUCAAGAGGAGAAGGGAGGAGUACCUGACAACACUCCCCAAAACCCUUAACAACCUCCUCAAUAACCUGGAGGAGGUGGAACCCCUCUCAUGGCCUGAGGCACAGAGUGUCAUACGGAACCGACCAGAUUUUCAGUACUGGUUUGUGAUUCUGGAACAAACACCGUGGGAUGAGACUGACCACAUUGACAUCAGUGACCGCAGGAUACCCUUUGACCUCCUCGAUACACCUGAUGGCGAGAGAAUUUACCACAACCACGUCCAGCACCUGCUGUCCGAAAAGAGACGGGGGGAGAUGAAAGAGAGGUUCAAGAAGACGCUGGAGAGGGUUCAUUUUAUCAGUGCGGGGCAGCCUUGGGAGGAAGUCAUGUGCUUUGUCAUGGAGGACGAGGCCUACAAGUACAUCACAGAAUCAGAUAGGAGGGAUGUUUAUUGUAGACACCAGCAGGAAAUAGUUGAAAGGGCCAAAGAGGAUUUUCAGGAAAUGCUUUUUGAGCAUGCCGAGCUAUUCUAUGACUUGGACCUGAAUGCCACCCCCAGCUGCGACAAGAUGAGCGAAAUCCACAGUGUGCUAAAUGAGGAACCCAGAUACAGGGCGCUGCAGAAACUUGCCCCAGAUAGAGAAUCACUCCUCCUCAAACACAUUGGAUUUGUUUACCACCCUACAAAGGAGACAUGCCUGAGUGGGCAGAACUGUGUGGAUAUGAAAGUGGAGCAGGUUUUAGCCAACAGGCUGGUACAGCUUGACCACGGACGCUCUAAUCUCUAUUAUAACAGUGCCAACAUUGAUAAGAUCAACCUCUGCCUCCUGGGAAGGGAGGGUCUCUCACAGGAACUAGCCAAUGAGAUCCGAGCUCAGUCCACAGAUGAUGAGUACACCCUGGAUGGUAAAAUAUAUGAACUGGAGCUUCUUCCUGUGGAUGUCAACUCUACACUCCUCUUCAGCCACACCUGGGUCAACAGUUUUAAGCCACAUGGCUGCUUUUGUGUGUUUAAUUCCAUAGAGAGCCUCAACUGUAUUGGAGACUGCAUAGGCAGGAUCAGAGCAGAGAUAGCACAGAGUAGGAGAGAUAGGUUUGCUCAGCCACUACCCUUCAUUCUUAUCCUGGCUAAUCAAAGGGACAGUGUUUGCAAAAACAUACCCAUCCUGAGGCACCAGGGCCAACAGCUGGCAAACAAGCUGCAAUGUACCUUUGUCGACAUCCCCUCCGGAGCCUUUCCACGUAAAUUCACUGAGUUUCAGAUAAAGCAAGGUCUUCGAGCAGUGCUGGAGGGGCUAAAGCAUAACUUUGAUGUUUUGGCCCCAUUGCCCUCUAUCAAAGACAUGUCAGAGACGGACCUUAGGAUAGUCAUGUGUGCCAUGUGCUGGGAUCCUUUCAGUGUUGAUCUCAUCCUCUCGCCUUUCCUGGACUCACAUUGCUGUAGUGCAGGGCAGCCAGGUCAGAGCAACACAUUGAUACUGGACAAGAUCAUCGGGGACAGCAGGAGGAGGAUCCAGGUUACUGUCCUCUCCUAUCACACUGCUAUCGGUGUUCGCAAAGAUGAACUGGUGCAUGGCUACAUUUUAGUGUAUUCUGCCAAACGCAAAGCCUCUAUGGCGACCCUGCGGGCGUUCCUGGCUGAAGUCCAGGAUGUUAUCCCAGUCCAGAUGGUAGCAAUCACAGACAGCCAGGCAGACUUCUUUGAGAAUGAUGCCAUUAAGGAGUUAAUGACGGAGGGGGAGCACAUUGCCACAGAGAUUGCUGCAAAAUUUACUGCACUCUACUCACUUUCUCAGUAUCAUCGGCAGACAGAGGUGUUCACACCGUUCUUCAAUGAGGUGCUUGAGAAAAAGCAGGGUAUUGAGAGUUCCUUCUUGUUUGACAGCUCAUCACGGGAGUGCACUACUGGUGCCAGUGAAGACGUCUUCCCCACGUCCCCACAUAGCCAUUCCCCAGCCUACAACACCUACUACCCUGAGUCUGAUGAUGAUAAUGAGGCUCCCCCACCUUACAGUCCAAUUGGUGAUGAUGUUCAGCUUCUCCCCACACCCAGUGAGCGGGCCAAGUACCGGAUCGACCUGGAGGGCAAUGAAUACCCAGUUCACAGUACACCAAUUGGAGACCAUGAACGCAACCACAAAGUGCCUCCACCUGUCCGCCCAAAACCAGUGCUACCCAAACCCAAUGUCAAAAAGCUUGACCCCAACCUGCUCAAAACCAUUGAGGCUGGCAUGCGGAGCAACCGUAGGAUGCAGAGAGGCCCAAUGACACACAGCGAGGACGUGGAGGCGUCAGACAACUAUGCAGACCCAGUGGACACUUUGCUAAGGUCCAGGGGCUUUCACAACGACGACAUAUAUGCUGUUCCUGAUGACGCACACAGCCGUCUGGUCAAAAUAAGAAACUCCUUUGGUGGGUUACAUAGCCUUCAUGGAGGUGGAGAGGAAGAGAAUGGUUUUGACAGGAAGUCUCAGGCUGGACGGCGGCCAUCAAAAUACAAACAUCGUUCUAAAAUCCUGUUCAGCAAGACGAAGGCCUACCAAAGACGGUUCCACUCUGACAGCGAUGGUGAGGAGUCUGGCCAUGCUACGCAGAAAAAGAAAAAGGGAAGAGCCCAUCGGGGCAGUGAAGAGGACCCCCUGCUGUCCCCAGCAGACCCUUGGAAGGGUGGGAUCGAUAACCCUGCCAUCACAUCGGAUCCAGAACAGGAGGACAAGAAGAUGAAGAAAAAGAAGACGCCCAAGACACCAAAGGAACCCAAGAAGCCAAGAUCUUCCAAACCACCCAAGCCUCUGUAUCCCCCAACACGAAGAACCUGGGAGAGCAACUACUUUGGCGUUCCCCUGCAGAGCCUGGUGACCCUGGAUCGACCAAUCCCACUCUUCAUCGAGAAAUGCGUGGACUACAUCGAGCGCACGGGAUUGACGACAGAAGGCCUGUACCGUGUCAGUGGGAACAAGACGGACCAGGACAACAUCCAGAAACAGUUUGAUCAAGAUCACAGUAUCGACUUCGUGGUGAUGGACGUGGCGGUGAACGCUGCAGCCGGAGCUCUGAAGGCGUUCUUUGCAGACCUGCCCGACCCGCUGAUCCCCUACAGCCUGCACCCGGAGCUGGUGGAGGCCGCAAAAAUCGUGGACUACAUCGAGCGUCUGCUGGUUUUGCGGGAGAUCGUGAAGAAGUUUCCUCCUGUGAACUACCAGGUCUUCAAAUACAUCAUCACACACCUCAACAGGGUCAGCCAGCACAGUAAGAUUACCCUGAUGCCGCCCGACAACCUGUCCAUCUGCUUCUGGCCCACGCUGAUGCGGCCCGACUUCGAGAACAAAGACACGCUGUCCACCACCAAGCUGAACCAGGCCGUCAUCGAGUCCUUCAUCGUGCAGAGCGACUACUUCUUCCACGGCGGCGAGGUGGCCGAGAGCUCCAGCAGCGAGGGCACGCCGCCGCCGCACUGCCACAACAUGGUGGAGGCUCUGCUCCCGCUGCAGCUGCCCCCGCCUCUGCAGCCGCAGCAGAUCCAACACACCCUGCACCCCGACCCACUCAUCUAAGAGCCACAGCAGCAUGCUGGGAAAAGACGUCUGGGGAUGUUUGUGUGAGCUGCCAGCCGCCGAUGGAAGCCGUCUUCUGCUCUGCAAAACGCUGCUCGACUGUUCAAACAAAAUUAAAAAAAAAAACCUGAAUGAGAUUUGGGGAUGAGCAGCAGCUGUUUGUCAGCGACUUUGAGGUGAUGAGCUCUGGGGUUUAGAGACACGUCGAGCGUUUGUUGGAUUAAACCUAAUCUGUGAGAUCGAGGUAAAUCCUGGAUUAGAGAAUCGCAAUCAGACGUCACCUUUUGGAACAAUUAUUUUGCCCUUUUAAGACACGAAGGCUGAAGUAGCCGAUGAAUGAACUGAUUUGAUUUGGCACAUAGCGACAACAGUAAUCGAUAAGCAGGGUCUGACAUGGACUCUGGGGAUUCUUAGAUACGUGGUGAGCAAAUAAAAAAAGACUCUCCUCUUACCUUAGCCUGAUGAAUAGCACACAAGCCCCCCUUAAACCCAGCCCACCCUCUCUGCUCCCACACAAGAGAAAAGGGAAGUUCGCCCCCACGACUGCAACUCAAACAUUCAAUCCCUCGACACUCGUUGACUGACCGACUCCUGACACGCUCCACUGACUUGUUCCUCCACUUUCUGUUGGCUGAAAGAAUUCUCGGAGUCUUCCCGCAGAGCUCCACAUUUCAGCACAGAAAAACAUUUCUUCCUCUUUGCUGUAGCUCUUCUGUCGACGCCUAACAGGCUCACAAACAAACGGUGCAUUUGGGAACUCAAUGAGAAAGAAAAAUGUGGAUUUUUUUUAAAGGUGUGGGCAGCAGGAAGCUCUGGAUUUAAAAAAAAAAACAACAGAAGAAAUUAAAAUGACACAACAUAUGGGCAUACAGGACAGGACAGCACAUGCACGAUUUGUGUCAAAGGUCCCUCGAGCCAAUUUCACGACUGUUUGUGUCCUUUAAGUUUUUAUCAUUUGGAUUCUUCUUUUUUAAUAUCCUUUUUUAACGUCUAAGUGUGUUUGUGUGUGUGUGAUGACGAUGAUGUGUGUAAACUGACCUGAGGUCUGUGUUACCGCCAGUGUGCACCUUCUCCUCAGAGGGAAGGAGGGAUCGACGAGGGAAUCAAAUCAGAAUCAGACUUUACAGCCAAACUGUCUCUUUAACUCUUCAUGCAACGACUGACUCCCCCUGAUCUCUGCAGAGGACGACCUCUGACCCCUCCGUGUCGGCACAUGAUGGAGGAAACCACUACGUCUGUUCGGUUCGAGGACCGCGCGUCUUCCGUGUUGGAUUACUUCCUCCGCCUUGAGGAGGACGCUUCCCCGCUCUUUUCUGUUUCUGUUGUUCUGUUGGAAACUAAAACUUUGCAUGUCUCUGUUUUGCCACUUAAAGAAAAAGAACUUUAGAGUAAAAAAAAAAGAAAAAAAAAA
Messenger RNA from Labrus mixtus (cuckoo wrasse), 6418 nucleotides. RefSeq names its product Rho GTPase activating protein 5 (gene arhgap5). The record is from RefSeq and is a predicted model, not a curated record. Bases 484 to 5007 code for a protein of 1507 amino acids. Gene Ontology annotation, biological process: signal transduction. NCBI's taxonomy places the organism in Eukaryota, Metazoa, Chordata, Actinopteri, Labriformes, Labridae. The transcript is spliced from 7 exons.